UUAAAUUAGACCAUUGUUUAGUGAUCAUAUCGUAAUUUCAACAAGAAACUUCACAAAUUUUGAUGAAUUUCGAAAGCAAAAAUAAGUUUAGAAUGUCCGUUCACGGGUCUAAUUACACCCGAUGUCAUAUGUAUAUUUCCAAAAUUCCUAAAAAAAAACUGACUUUCAAUGCAGUUUUUUCAUGAUAAGUAGCAUCAUUAUUUGAGGAACUAUCGCUGAUUUCCCUUAGUUUGUCAAAUAAACUGAGCAAAAACUACUUUCCGAUGACAUUCUGAAAGUGUAACAGUAUUCGGAUAGUACAUUUUGGAUACAUUUUUCUAGAGUGUUAUAGCACUGUUCUGUUAUUAAAAAUGAAAUGAAAUAUUGAAGAAAAACCUAAUUAAAAUAACAUGAAUUUUGAUAAAUAUUAGUUUACAAUAUGAGACUAUAUGACCUGAGACUGACAUUUUUAUUAUGCUGUAACAUGAUCUUGGGUUUAUUGUUUUCUUAGAAUGUCUUAUGCCUUUCCGGAGCUGAAUCCUGCACAAAUUUGUGCUAGUUUAAAUGAACUGUGCAACAUAGAUUUACAGGAGUCGUGGUUUAAGAAGCCAGAUCCUAUACAGUGGCAAGAUAUCUGUCGAAAAUGUCUCUGUGAAAUCACAGGAUCUGCAGAGGAUUCCUUUCUACAGCAACAUCUGUUGUCAACAGAGUUUGAUUACCCUGAAAUACAUUCAGAAUCUGUUCCAGUGAUGCAUCUCAUUGAGGCAAUGAGGAAAGUAAUGCCAUCUUUGUAUGUAAAUGACUUCAGUGGUGGAGACAUUAUAACCCCCACUACAAUCAGAUUGAAGAAAAUUUUCAGUGCUAUCAUCAACUUUCUAAGGUUUAAACACACACGAUUUGAGACAUAUGAAGACAUUAAAACAGAUAUUGAAAGAGACCGUGAGCAUCAUGACACAUUAGUAAAGAGGAAUGAAGAACUGAAACAGAGAAUAAAUCAGAUACGAGCAGAACGUGCUCAGCAGGAACCAGAAAUACAGAGGGUUCAGGAUGAGGUAGAGAAGAAGACGUUGACAAUGCAGGAACAUCACAGAAACAAGCAGACCAUACAAAUGGGAAUCAUGGACAUUAAAACCAGAAUUGCAGAAAAAAAAGCUAAAGUGGACCAGUUGAAGUGUGCAAUAUUGAAGAGUAAAGAAGAUGAAGAUAAAUUAUCACAGAAAAUAGUCCAGUCUCCAGAGAAAGUACGAGCAGAGCAAGAACACCUGAAGGAGCAGCUCAACUAUCUGAAGGACGAGUUUGAACGCAAACGACAUAGACUAGGUGAGAUACAGGAACAGAGAAAGAGAGAGAGACAGCUAGGGGCAGAUGCAGAAAAGGGUCUACAGAUUCUCGAGGCCAUGCAGACAAGCAUCAACAAAGAAAAUGAGAUUCAAGCAGAGAAGACACAGGCACACGACAAGAUUCUGGAGUAUAAGGAACAGGAACGAGAAAUGUCUACUAGAAAAGAGCAGUUACAACAGAUGCUGUCAACUCGACAGGAGAAACUGUCCAAGAUGUCGUUACAACAUCAGAGUAGGUUACGUGUACUUCAAGAGCAAAAUGAGUCAUUGAAAAACUCAAAAGAAGGACAACUCCAGAAACAAAAUUAUGACUCGGAGAGGAAACUGGAAUUAUUAGAGUACAAGAAGAAAAAAGAACAAGAGGUUAAUAUGGUGCAGAAAGUUAUAGAGAAACAGGUCAAUAACAUCAAGGAAAUGUAUGGAAAUCUUCUGGAAAAGACUGAUGUCUACAACAGGGAAUUUGGCACAAAAUGGGACGAGAUAAGACAGAAUGCUAAGCAGUGAUCUUCAUUCACAGUCUUAAAAACUCUUAUAGUACACGGUAUGGUGUUUAUGGACCCCAGGAUAUCUGUGUGUUUCCUACAUUACAGCAGUGGUUGUCAGUUACAGGAUUACAUGUUUGAAAUUAGAUGUCAGUUUAUAAGACUGUGUUACAUAAAUUUGUAUACUUUUUGGAUGAGUAAUCAAUGUAGUUUAGUUUUCUUUACAUUUGGUUUACCUUAAGUAAGUGUAUACUCAUAAUUAUAAAGCCUAGUGGUUAAAUGUCACCAACUAAAAAUCAGUUACCCCACACAAAUGUGGGUUCCAAACCUUGCUGGGGGUGUAGAAUUCAUGUGAGUAGCCAACAAGCUGGCUUAUGGAAGCUCAAUUGUUCUUAGCUUCUACCUAGGUGCCCACCUAUAUCUGAAAUAUGCUAAUAGGUGCACUUGAGAUCUUCUUCCAUCAUCAGACACAGAGAAAAGUGUCUGUAUGACUUAAAUUGUGUUGGUGUGACUCUAAACCCAACAAAAAGUAAAACAAGAAUAAUGGAACAAUCACUGUAGCAUAAUGCAGUUAUACCAGGCAAAUAGACAUGAGAUGUGAUGUACACAAGUCAGUCUUUUUAACAAGACUUUAUUUUUUCAUGUAUAAACAUUAAGGAUAUUUCUGUUUAUAAACCUGUGUAUAUUAAUUUGUUUUCUUCUAAAUGUUUAAUAACAUAGAUUCCUUCAGCUUCAAACAUAAACAGUUUGUGAUUCCCUACUGACGACCCACGGUUAGGUAUGUUUGAUAAAAUACUUGACAACAUUCACAAUUUAUUUCUGUUUGUUCAUCGGGGUUUCCCCUUUUAGACUUAUUCAGUCAUCUGUUGCAUUAACUUUUUUUAUCACAGCAGAAUAAGACAAGAGGUAUUUGAACUGUUAAUAUACUCCAAAGAUUAGAUUUUGUAUACUGGAAUGACUACAAAUACAGGGCUUUCCAAUUAAUUGUCUCUGUAUACUAAUUAAAUUUUAUAGUUGUCUUAACUAAGUGCUGUAAAGGAAAGAAUGUGUUAAAACAGCUUCAUAUAUGGUGUGUUUGUACUUCUUUGUUAUUUUUAUGAUUUUACUUCCUCUUUUUAUCUCCUCUUGAUUUCUUUUCCCUCGAUUGCUUUCUUUCUUUCUUUCUUUAUCAAUUUUAUGUGCAUUAAUUUGCUGAUAAAGAUUUUAAAUUUAGAUAUACAUCUGUAUGUUACAUGUAAUUACUUAUAUUGUAAUUAAAGUAUUAACUGUA
This is a messenger RNA of Mercenaria mercenaria, 3071 nucleotides long. RefSeq lists its product as uncharacterized. Gene Ontology annotation, biological process: attachment of mitotic spindle microtubules to kinetochore; mitotic spindle organization; meiotic chromosome segregation. Lineage: Eukaryota; Metazoa; Mollusca; Bivalvia; Venerida; Veneridae. Gene Ontology annotation, molecular function: protein-containing complex binding. The coding region runs from base 492 to 1823 and encodes 443 amino acids. The transcript has 13 exons. Gene Ontology annotation, cellular component: kinetochore; Ndc80 complex. The record is from RefSeq and is a predicted model, not a curated record.